Molecule: messenger RNA, 426 nt
Organism: Prunus armeniaca (apricot)
Lineage: Eukaryota; Viridiplantae; Streptophyta; Magnoliopsida; Rosales; Rosaceae
Source: the annotation of a GenBank genome assembly
AUGGAGGCAACUCCCAAGGUUCACCCUAAUUUAUGGAAACCAAGGAGUGGCUUAGAGCUGAUGAACAAUGACCUUCCCAGCACCAACCCUGAAGACUCUAUGUCUUGCUUUGAUUUGUCCAAGAAUGAAAAAUAUCUUAUAUCAGCAACAGGAGGGGUGAUCUCCAUUUUUGACAUGACAACAUUUAAGGUUACAAGGAAGCUUGAGGGUCACUCCAAAAGAGUCACUAGCCUUGCCUUCUCGAACACUCUGAAUAUUUUUGUGUGGGAAAAACAGAGAAGCAAAUUGUUGCAGAUUCCAGAUGGGAAGGAGUUGAGAUCAUUGUCAGAUACUUACAUCCAAAUUCACCAGAAUGAGCUGCAUCUCCUUGCCAUAAACAAGACUCACCUUGCAGUAUAUGAAGUGAAAGCUCUAGCAUGUGUUUAG